Messenger RNA from Pyricularia pennisetigena, 1398 nucleotides. RefSeq lists its product as uncharacterized. Gene Ontology annotation, biological process: secondary metabolite biosynthetic process. The transcript is spliced from 2 exons. Gene Ontology annotation, molecular function: monooxygenase activity. The coding region runs from base 1 to 1398 and encodes 465 amino acids. NCBI's taxonomy places the organism in Eukaryota, Fungi, Ascomycota, Sordariomycetes, Magnaporthales, Pyriculariaceae. The record is from RefSeq and is a predicted model, not a curated record.
AUGCCAUCAACACCUAAACCCCACCGCCGCCUGAAAGAGUUCCCCCGCCUCGCCCCGAGCGGCGUCCGCGUCAUCGUCGUGGGCGCCGGCUUCGGCGGCCUGGCGGCGGCCAUCGAGUGCGACCGCAAGGGCCACCAGGUGACGCUGUUUGAGAAGGCGGCCGACAUCGCCGACGUCCAGCGGGCCGGCGACAUCAUAUCCUUUGACCCAAACGGCUCCGUCGCCUUUGAGCGCUGGCCGGGCGUCGUCCCGGAGCUCAGGAAGAUCAUGCGCGACACCGACUACCUGGACCUGUUCGACUGGGAGGGCAAGUUCGUCACCAGGCAGAGCUUCAAGCGGGAGAACGAGUGGGGGCUGAGGAUCAACGGGCACCGGGGCGUCAUCCACUCCAUCAUCUACAACCAUGCCGUCGAGAGGGGGAUCGACAUUAGAUUGGGCUCGAGGGUGACGGAUUAUUUUGAGGACGACGAGGUCGGCGGCAUUGUCGUGAAUGGGAAGGACAAGUUCACCGCAGAUGUUGUCAUCUCUUCCGAGGGCGUCAGGUCCAGGGGAAGAAAGAUCGUUCUGGGGUUUGAGGAUAACCCCCAGUCGUCUGGAUAUGCCGUUUAUCGAGCCUGGUUCCCCGCUGAUCGGAUUGCCAACAACGCGACAAUUAGGCACCUCUGUGUCAACGGUGACACGCACCUCGGCUAUAUCGGCAAGGACAUCCACUUCCUCGCCUCGUCCAUCGCGUCCGGCACCGAGGUGAACUGGGUCUUCACGCACAUCGACGACGGCAACAUCGAGGAGUCGUGGCAGUUCCCCGGCAAGGUGUCCGAGGCGCUCUCCUACCUCGAGGGGUGGUGCCCCUUCGUGCGGGAGCUGGUUGAGGCCACACCCGACGGCGUCGGCUGCCUCAUCGACCACAAGCUCGUGUACCGGGACCCGCUUCCCACUUUCAUAUCGCCCAAGGCCCGCAUUGCCCUCAUCGGCGACGCGGCGCAUCCAUUUCUCCCCACCAGUAUCCAGGGCGCCAGCCAGAGCAUCGAGGACGGGACGACCAUGGCUGUGUGUCUGGACAUUGCCGGCAGGGAUAACGUGACCGAGGCCGUGAGGGCGUACGAGAAGAUCAGGUACGAGAGGGUGCACAAGGCGCAGGCUACGGGCGUCAGCACGAGGGAGAGGUGGCACAAGGCGAACUGGGACGAUAUAUGGAAGAAUCCCGAGAGUUUGCACCUGGUUAGGGAGGAGUGGCUGCUCAAAUUUAAUGCCGAGGACCAUGCGUACGAGGUAUAUCACGAAGUCGCAGAGAAGCUUAGGGCUGAGAGAGAGAAAGACAUGAGCACUAAUGGGGUCGACGUUGCGGUUGUAGCAGCGGCCGAGGGUGGUGUGAAUCUGAAGGAUGAAAAAGCGGUAUAA